GCCCUCUGGUGGCUCACGCGAGAGGCGCCGUUUACGUCACAGCGGAGGUCAACAAUAUCAAACAUGGCGGCUUCCAGUAAAGCGACCGUGGUUUUGAAGGCUGUGAAGAAAAUAGCGAUACAGUUCUCUCCGUUUGAGUCUAAUGUCCGGUCCACGAGGGAGUUCCUGGCCUUGGUGGGCUCAGAGAAGGCCAGAUUGACCAACAUGAACUGUGAAGUGGUAACCACAGUGAAACACGACAAGUCUGAACCUGUAAUAGAUAUAACUUACUUGGAUGGAGACAGGCUGGUGAUGAAGGGGGCAAAGUUGACCAGCAGGGAGAUGCUGAGUGUGUUUCAGUCCCAGUGCACAGCCAAGGAUCCACAGGCAAAAACUGCAGCAAAGAAAUGAUGAGCCUCGUGUUAUCUAUGUGAAUUCAUCUGUAUUUAUCUGUAUAUUCUUGGAUGUUUAUAAUUAAAGAUUUUCAUUGAAA
Molecule: messenger RNA, 472 nt
Organism: Acanthopagrus latus (yellowfin seabream)
Lineage: Eukaryota; Metazoa; Chordata; Actinopteri; Spariformes; Sparidae
Gene: mrpl53
Product: mitochondrial ribosomal protein L53
Exons: 3
Coding region: 64-390 (108 amino acids)
Cellular component (GO): mitochondrial large ribosomal subunit
Source: RefSeq, a predicted model, not a curated record